AUGGGUGAUUUGCCUGUAGGUUUCAGGUUCUAUCCCACAGAGGAGGAACUGCUCCUUUACUAUCUUCCUAACAAGCUCAACGGCACAAAUCCUGACAUCGACAGAGUCAUACCUCUUCUGAACAUCUAUGAUUACAAUCCAUGGGAGCUUCCACGACAUGCUGGAGAAGUGUGCCGUGGCGACAAAGAGCAGUGGUUCUUCUUCACCACGAUGCAAGAGAGGGAGGCCCGGGGAGGAAGACCCAACCGCCUUACAGAGAAGGGAUAUUGGAAAGCUACCGGCUCGCCUUCUGAUGUUUUCAAUUGCCAAAAUCUCCGAAUCGGAAGGAAGAAAACCAUGGUUUUCUACGAGGGCCGAGCUCCCCACGGAUUGAAAACUACCUGGAAAAUGAACGAGUAUAAAGUCUAUGAUCAUUCUCCCAAUCCUCAGCUGAAGGAAGAGCUCAGCUUGUGCCGGAUUUACAAGAGAUCCAAGUGCGCGAGGGCGUUUGAUAGGCGGCCGCAGCCGGCCGAGGCUGAUGAAGCCGCGAUGCAGUGCCACCGUGCUGACGUGGCAUUCGCAACUAGCGAUGAUCAGCAGAUUAAUCCAACGGUGGAGGGGAGUGAAUUGAUGAAUUGGGACAUUGCAACUCAAAGUGAACCUUUGUGGGAUUCGGAUGAUUUGAUGAUGAUACUUAAGUGGUUUGAUUUGUGAAAAAAAAUAAAUUAGUGAUGGAAGAUUUGAAGCAAGCUCAAUAUAUAAGUAUGAAAUCCUAGGAUAAUUAAAUUUGCUAGGUGUUGAAAUAAAUGUUGUCAAGAUGGAUGUGUAUAAUAUCCAAUCAGUAUACAUAUUUAUUUGUGUUUCUUAUAAAGAAUGUGGCACGUGCUGGUUAGUAAAAUUGUA
Molecule: messenger RNA, 882 nt
Organism: Salvia hispanica
Lineage: Eukaryota; Viridiplantae; Streptophyta; Magnoliopsida; Lamiales; Lamiaceae
Product: NAC domain-containing protein 90-like
Biological process (GO): regulation of DNA-templated transcription
Molecular function (GO): DNA binding
Source: RefSeq, a predicted model, not a curated record